Messenger RNA from Gordionus sp. m RMFG-2023, 4232 nucleotides. RefSeq lists its product as uncharacterized. The coding region runs from base 32 to 4114 and encodes 1360 amino acids. The record is from RefSeq and is a predicted model, not a curated record. The transcript is spliced from 16 exons. Gene Ontology annotation, cellular component: ubiquitin ligase complex; cytoplasm. Gene Ontology annotation, biological process: positive regulation of proteasomal ubiquitin-dependent protein catabolic process; ubiquitin-dependent protein catabolic process; protein polyubiquitination. Lineage: Eukaryota; Metazoa; Nematomorpha; Gordioida; Chordodea; Parachordodidae. Gene Ontology annotation, molecular function: ubiquitin protein ligase activity; ubiquitin conjugating enzyme binding; zinc ion binding.
AAAAAUAAUCAAAUCUUCAGUUAAUAUAAAAAUGUGUGAUAAUAUUACAUCUUCCCUACAAUAUUCUCAAAUUCCUUCUACUUCAAUAACUAUUGAAGAUAAGGAAGAAAUUAAUAAAAUUAAAUCUUUACCAAUCAAUUCAUCCUCAAAUUUUAGAAAAAUGAUGGAGAGAAUAUUUGAUUUUAAUAGUAAUUCUAAUUGUAAUAUCAAAUCAGAUAAACUAAGUAAAAGGACUAUAUCUAACAAAGAUCUUAAUAUUCCUAAUCGAACCAGAAUUUUACGAUGUGUUCCCAAUUUAAAUUUUAUAAGUUGCAAAAAUGAUAAAAAUAUUUACAAUUCAAAAAUUACAACAAAUCCUGAUAUUAUAUGUCCUUUAAAAAAUGAUAAUCAUAAUAGCACAACCAGCAUUCAUGAACCAUCUAAUCAAUUGAAACCAGAUACAAAUAUGAAACAGAUAUCAACUGAUACAUAUAUACCUUGGACAAUGCCAUUUAAAUUAAGAAAAAAUAACUUAGACACAAUACAAUGCUCCUCAAAUAAUCCAAAAAAUAUAAGUAGGAAACGAAAGAAAAAUUUUAGUUACUUUAAACUUGACAAUUUACUUAAUAUUGAUGGACACCAUUCUGUUAAUACAACUGGUUCUUUUAGAAAAAUUCACCCUAGAAUGAGAAAUACUGAAAAAUAUUCAAACCCUUUAGAACAUAUGAAUGAUGAUAAUCCUAAUAACAUUAAAUUACCUGAAUUUAUAAUUAAUGGAAAAGUUAUUAAGAAUUCAGCUCCAGUACAUCAUGAUCCUACGAUGACAAUAUACCCAUUUAAUUUAUACAAAAUGAAAGAUGACUCGCAACUACCCCGCUUCGACUCUUCUAUAGAAUGCCCUCUCUGUCUUACACGAUUCCCCUCCUCCCUCGAUCCUUCUCCACCCUCUUCCGUUAACAACGGUAAGAAGAGUAAUAAUAGCGAUAAUAACAAUAUAUAUCGCCUGACGUCUUGCGGGCACGGCUUUUGCAGGGAUUGCCUUAGGCGAUAUUUCGAAAUCGAAAUUAACGACGGACGCGUCAACAUAGCUUGCCCGCGUUGUACAGAAAAGGCCAGGCCGCAAGAUUUGCGAGACGUUCUGCUCGGUAAAGAUAUUAAGGCGGCCGUUUCUGGGGAAAGUGUGAUUUCCGAAACUAUUAUUGGUAAGGGGACACGCGAAGGAAAGGAGGGGGUAAGUGAUUCUAAUCAACUGAAUUCCCAUGAGACUACACCUAUGGCAGAUGGGGGCGUGGCAGAAAAAUACUCUGAUGAAAACGUUGAACAAGGCCUGAGAAAAGUUUGCAGCGAAACGGAGAAGGGCAAUUUGGAUGUAGUGGGAACCGGUCACGUACUAUUGAGGAAAUGGGAAAGGUUCACGCUAAGGAGGUUUUUAGUGUCCGAGCCGGACGCUCGUUGGUGCCCGGCCCCAGAUUGCGGCUUUGCCCUGAUAGCCACCGGUUGCGCCAGUUGCCCCAUGCUGAAAUGCGAACGACCCGGAUGCAACACCUACUUUUGUUACCAUUGCAAAAAUGAAUGGCAUCCUAAUUUAACGUGCGACGCCGCUAAAACCUUACGUUAUAACUGCAAUUUCAAUGCUCUCUUUAACGGUGCCUCAACUUCUUCAGCCCUUGCCACGGCUUCUCACCCUGGUGGUAUCAAUUUGGAUUGCCUACCUUUGCAUAGCUCUAUCGGAUCGGAUUCGAACAUAAAAGUGUGUCCUAGAUGCCAGGCCUACAUCAUGAAAAUGGACGAUGGUUCCUGCAAUCAUAUGACAUGUGCUAUUUGCGGCUCCGAAUUCUGUUGGCUCUGUAUGAAGGAAAUAUCGGAUUUGCAUUAUCUAAGUCCCUCUGGCUGUACCUUCUGGGGUAAAAAACCUUGGAGCCGGAAGAAAAAGAUUCUGUGGCAACUGGGAACAUUGGUGGGAGCUCCCAUGGGUAUAGCCCUCAUUGCGAGCAUAGCCAUCCCGGCUAUCAUUAUAGGGGUUCCCAUAUUCGUUGGGCGAAAGAUCUAUACCAAGUACAAAAAAGUAAAGGCGCUAAAUCGAAAUUCCUUGAUCGUCGUGGCCGUAUUGACAUCUGUGAUACUUUCUCCUAUAAUGGCCUGCCUGGCAGUCAGCAUAGGUGCUCCUAUCCUUUUGGCCUACGUUUAUGGGGUCGUUCCUUUCUCUCUUUGCCGUAACGGUUUAUGCGGUGCUAACACUCCGUCAACCCCGUCAAAUACUUCUCCCACCAACGGGGAAACAUCUACCAAUCGAAUCAAAGCAAACAAAAAGAAAAAAGACAAGAAAUCUAAGCAUUCAAAACACGAAAAUACAAGCUCAUCAACCAAUGAUAACUGCGUUGUUCUUAUGGAUAGUAGCUCAAACGAUAAUAAGGAAGAAAUGAAUACCGCCCAUCGAACAAUAGGAGAUGGGGGUGAAGAUGACACUUUUAGAGACAAUGAUAUACCAACUGUGAUAAUCAUAAAAUCCACCCCGAUUUCAUCUUCUCAACCUCCACUCGCCAUCUCUUCUGCUAAUAUCGCAUCCGCUACCUUAAUUCCUUCGGAAGAAACGAACCUUUUAAACCGCGAGGAACAUUCGACCGUUGCCGAUAGAACGAACGACCGUCAUAAUAAUUACGAAGAUUACAAAGUGUACGACUCAAACAACGGUGCAAAGUUAAGUCUGAACGAACGGGUCACUGCUUGGAUGGAUAGACUCAUGAAUACGUAUUCCUCUUAUAACAACAAUAAUACCAACAAUAACGGAUUAACCAAUAGUGGCAAUAAUAACACAUUUUCUAUGAUAGCCUCUUCUUUCAGCAAACCUAAUCGCUUUAACUUUAUCACUCGUAGAGACGAUUUCUCUUCGACAUUCAGAAAUGGGCCGGUAUCAUCUUCCAAGAAAAAGCUAAUCAUGUUUCCCGCAUCCCAAACCGCCCAACCUCCAAACUCGACCUACAUGCUAAUCAAUCAAUCGCGAAAUCGGGAUUCGUCUAAAUCCAACAGUAUUCUACGAAAGAUUCCUAAAUAUUUAACUCCAUUUACCAUGGCGAAUGAUCAAAACGAAGAUAAAUCCAAAUCUUUUAACAAUAUCUGCCAUUCAUCUAAUCUAGACCCCGGCUUCGAACCCAAGGAGCCCAGCAUUAUUAGCAUCGGAAAUUGCUCAGAAAAUAUUCUUUCCUACGACACCUCAAGUCUGACUACCACUCAUUUCGGCAGCACGCAUCACCAAGAACCUGCCAACAAUUCCAUACUUCCCGCUUUCAACAAAUUCGAUGGAAUCUCUUCAAAUAAAUCCGACACAAAAUCGUUGGAGGAUUCGGAAACUCGACAAAAUUAUACUUUCAUCCCAAUCACGAAUGACUUAAAUAACGGUGACCCUGGGAAUGAAGGAGGAAUCGCGGCGUUUCAAGGUGACCAAAUCGAUCUUGAUAUGGCCGAUUUACUUAGUAGAGAGCCGAUGACGCUCGACGCAAAAAUCACUCGCCGAUGCCCUUCUUUUAAGAUUGAACUCAUUAAAGCUGACGUGAUUAAUCUACCUUUGCAUCAUACCAAAUCGCCUAUAAAUGAGCCGACACACGAUGAUUGUAGCGUCAAAAACAACGUUUCACUUUAUAACAACGACACGGAGGAUGAGUGUAACAGCUUAAGAAGCGGAAAAUCUUCUUCGCUCUUGACUGCGUUAACUGACGAUGGGUCUUCUUCAACCAGAGCUAUGGCUGGAUCCAUUGCCUUUAAUAGGGAAAUGGAUGAGGCGAGUAUGAAAGCUUUAGCUGGCUCUGUCAUUAAUGCCCCGAUUAACGAAAACUCAGAUAGUGGUUCUAUUCAUUCACGGCACCGAAUACCGGCUAUAAUCAAAAUUCACAAGAAUCACCCCGCAUCCAUUCUCUAUAAUGAUAAAUUAAAUUUGAAUGCCGAUCUCACUAUAGAAGACAAGAAUAAAACUCUGACCCCUCAAACGAAUUCGCCCAUUCCUAACACCAAUGGCUUAUUCUGCAUAAGCAAUCCUACCAUUUCGAAUCCUAAAACCAAUAAUAAAUACCGAAAUUUUUUGUCGGGCAAUAAGAAGUACAAUAAAUCCAAUAAUCAACCCACGUAUAAAACUGCUCGUUAGAAAAAAAAAUCAAUCUUGUAGACUUUUUUAAUCAUCAGUAUUGAAAGAAUAUUUUUUUUGUGAAUCAAGUAUAUAUUAUUUAAUAUAAUUUUUAUUUAUAUAAAAAAAGAAGAAAAAC